Leptinotarsa decemlineata (Colorado potato beetle) is the source of this 1514-nucleotide messenger RNA. Its product is annotated as mitochondrial import inner membrane translocase subunit TIM44. Gene Ontology annotation, cellular component: mitochondrial inner membrane. The record is from RefSeq and is a predicted model, not a curated record. NCBI's taxonomy places the organism in Eukaryota, Metazoa, Arthropoda, Insecta, Coleoptera, Chrysomelidae. Gene Ontology annotation, biological process: protein import into mitochondrial matrix. Gene Ontology annotation, molecular function: protein-folding chaperone binding.
UAUCAAUAAACUCUAUUUUAUCUGUCACCUGUCAUUUUCCGGGUAAAAUGCAGAUGAAAAAUUUUAUUUUUUCCUAUUAUUUUUAAUUCGGACUUUGAAUAAUUAAGUAAAUAUGUUUUAGUAUUAUAAGUAGGAAAUUGUAAUAAGAGGUAGUUAUAUCAGGUUCGCAGAAAGUAUUAAAUUCUCAUGAUCUGAAGGUUAUGUUCAUGAAUAAACGUGAUUCCUUUUUUGAAUAAAUACUUUUCAAAAUGUACCGGAUACACUGUGUAAUGCGUAAAUAUGCCUUCACUAAUGGGUUACGACUCUAUUCUCGAGAGCCUCAGAAGCGCAGUUCUUUUUUAUCGAGAUUGUACGAUAACUUUAGAGAAGAAAUGGCAAAAAACAAAGAAAUGAAAGAGUCUUUGAAAAAGUUUCGGGAAGAAGCAGAAAAAUUAGAACAAAGUGAUGCUCUAAAGGCUGCUCGACAAAAAUUUGAAACUGUAGAGAAAGAGGCCAGCAAGGGCAGUGAAGUCUUCAAAGAUAGUUUGGGAACCAUUAAAGACAGGGUUAAGGGUGUUAUAGAUGAAGCCAGUAAAUCAGAUAUAGCGAAAAAAGCUGGCAAAUUCACUGAAGAAGUAGGAAAACAGACUCAUAGAAUAAGUGAAAAGGCCCAAGAAAUAAGUAAAACUGGUGCUUUUCAAAGUAUUUCUCAGGCUACACAAGCUGUUAAAAAGGAAAUUGACACCACAAGCAUGGAAGGUAGAGUUUACCAGAGUCCCACAAAAUUACGAAAGCGAACCGAAACUGGUGCAGUAGUGCACCAAAAAUAUUAUGAGCCAAACGUAGAUGCUACUGGAGUUGAACUUCACAAGGAUUCAAAGUUCUACGAGUCGUGGCAAAACUUCAAAGAUAACAACCCCUAUGUCCACAAAGUGAUGGACUGGAAAUUGAAGUUCGAUGAAAGUGAGAAUCCUGUCAUUCGUGCAUCAAGAGCUCUCACUGAAAAAGUGGGUGAUAUCAUGGGUGGUCUGUUCCAGAAAACAGAACUUUCAGAAACUCUCACGGAAAUCUGUAAGAUUGAUACGACUUUCGAAACGAAACGCUUUUUAAAACAGUGCGAGACCGACAUUAUUCCUAAUGUACUUGAAGCAAUGACGCGAGGCGAUUUAGAAAUUCUCAAAGACUGGUGUCAUGAAGGCCCCUUCAACCUGUUCGCUGUUCCCAUCAAAGAGGCUUACAAGAAGGGUUAUACAAUCGAAUCUAAAAUUUUGGAUGUGGACAACGUCGAUCUAGUUAUGGGUAAAGUAAUGGAACAAGGUCCAGUAUUGAUAAUUUCUUUUACUUCUCAGCAAGUGAUGGCUGUACGUGAUGCUACCGGCGCCGUCGUAGAAGGAGAUCCAAAUAAAAUAAUGCGGGUUAAUUACGUGUGGGUUCUGUGUAGGGACCCCUCAGAACCUGACCCUAGAGCUGCGUGGAGGUUACUUGAUAUAUCAGCAAGCAGUAACGAACAACUAGUGUAAAUCUGAAGGGAAAAA